Alnus glutinosa is the source of this 2297-nucleotide messenger RNA. Its product is annotated as pentatricopeptide repeat-containing protein At1g09900. Lineage: Eukaryota; Viridiplantae; Streptophyta; Magnoliopsida; Fagales; Betulaceae. The record is from RefSeq and is a predicted model, not a curated record. Bases 278 to 2131 code for a protein of 617 amino acids. The transcript has a single exon. Gene Ontology annotation, molecular function: protein binding.
ACACCCCCGCGCAUCCUGCAGAAACCAGAAAACGACACAAACCGGAUAAGCAACCCGCCGGCACUGCACUCCCUCAUCCUCAUAAACACUCUCUCAGUAAGAGCUCUCUCUCUCUCUCUCUCCCAAAGCCCAUUUGAACGGCUAUUAGGACUUUUUUCUAUCCUCAAAACCCUCAACCGGGGAAAAUAAGUUCUUAAUGCCUGUUUUAGUUUAUAUAUCUCUUUGAAGCAUGCUUUUUGGUUGUUUGUCUUUGGUUCUAUACAAGUAGGUUAAAAUUAUGGAUUUCAUGGUGCCCACAAAGCAAACCCCUGAAGGGUUUUGCUCAUUUUCAGAUUUUCAUAGGGAGGGCGCUAGAAGUGUUACUAGUUUUGGAGGUAGGGUUAGGGGUAGUUUUGGUUCCAGCUUUAGUUCAGCGAGAGUCCAUAUGGGCUGCAAAGCUCACGUUUUUGUCCUCUCUGCUGAUGGUAUUCAUGGUAAAAAACCUGAGGGGCCCCGGAAACAAAGGAAGAUUCGUGUGUUUGCUGUUUCCAACGUCGAGAAUUUUGGUUCAAAUGGUAGAUUGCAACAUGGUGAACAAAUCCCACAUGGGCAUUUGAAUGGCACAGAGUCCUCAUCGACCACCUCGCACAGUUUUGAGGAAUUUGAGGGUAAUAAUCAUCUAAGAAAGUUGGUUAGAAAUGGGGAAUUAGAAGAAGGGUUUAAGUUUCUCCAGGACAUGGUUUAUCGGGGUGAUAUACCGGAUAUUAUCGCUUGCACUAGUCUGAUCCGUGGGUUCUGUAAGAUGGGUAAAACUAGGAAGGCAACUCGGGUUAUGGACAUUCUGGAGGAGUCUGGAGCUGUUCCUGAUGUUAUAACUUACAAUGUUUUGAUUAGUGGGUAUUGCAAGUCUGGGGAGAUUGACAAUGCCUUACGGGUCCUGGACAGAAUGAGCAUUGCUCCAGAUGUUGUUACAUAUAAUACGAUUUUGCGAACUUUGUGUGAUAGUGGGAAACUGAAGCAAGCAAUGGAAGUUCUCGAUUGGCAGUUGCAAAGGGAGUGUUAUCCAGAUGUGAUUACGUAUACUAUAUUGAUUGAGGCAACUUGCAAGGAAAGUGGGGUUGGGCAAGCAAUGAAACUCCUAGAUGAGAUGAGGAAUAAAGGAUGCAAACCUGAUGUGGUUACUUACAAUGUUCUUAUCAAUGGAAUUUGUAAGGAAGGGAGGUUGGAUGAGGCAAUCAAGUUUUUGAAUAACAUGCCAUCAUAUGGUUGCCAACCCAAUGUAAUUACCCAUAAUAUUAUCUUGCGGAGCAUGUGUAGCACUGGGAGGUGGAUGGAUGCUGAAAGACUCCUAGCUGAGAUGCUUCGCAAAGGGUGUUCUCCUAGUGUCGUUACUUUCAAUAUUUUGAUAAAUUUCUUGUGCCGAAAGGGUUUACUCGGUCGAGCAAUUGACAUUUUGGAGAAGAUGCCUAAGCAUGGUUGUACUCCAAAUUCCUUGAGUUAUAACCCAUUGCUUCAUGGGUUUUGCCAAGAAAAGAAGAUGGAUAGAGCAAUUGAGUAUCUGGAUGUAAUGGUGUCUAGGGGCUGUUACCCUGAUAUUGUGACCUACAAUACGUUGCUCACAGCAUUAUGCAAAGAUGGGAAGGUUGAUGUUGCAGUCGAGAUACUUAAUCAGCUAAGUAGCAAGGGUUGCUCUCCUGUUUUAAUCACAUAUAAUACAGUGAUUGAUGGACUUUCAAAAGUUGGGCAAACAGCACGAGCUAUAGAACUUUUGGAUGAGAUGCGAGGAAAGGGUCUUAAACCUGAUGUAAUUACCUACUCUUCACUUGUAGGAGGGCUUAGUAGAGAAGGAAAGAUUGAUGAAGCAAUCAAGUUUUUUCAUGACUUGGAAAGAUUGGGUGUCAGGCCCAAUGCUAUUACCUACAACUCUAUCAUGUGGGGACUCAGUAAGGCUCAGCAAACCAGUCGUGCGAUUGAUUUCUUGGCUUAUAUGGUGUCCAGAGGAUGUAAACCUACUGAAGCUUCAUACACCAUUCUUAUUGAAGGCAUAGCUAACGAAGGUUUGGCUAAGGAGGCUUUGGAGCUACUGAAUCAGUUGUGCUCCAGAGGAGUUGUGAAGAAAAGUUCAGCAGAACAGGUGGUAGUCAGAAUGUAGUCUGUAAUGCGUUUCAUCUUUUGCUCUUGGAUGUCUGGUCACUGGUAACUUAUGCCCUUGGAUUUUGUUAGCCUCUUAAUGACUGCUUAAGACUCUGAAGUCCAUUGGUUUGUAAUUUUUUUUGUUGGGAGGAGCAAAAUCCAAAAUCAAUUUUGUUAGAUAGUCA